Messenger RNA from Loxodonta africana (African savanna elephant), 4504 nucleotides. It is a transcript of the gene PRKAA1, whose product is annotated as protein kinase AMP-activated catalytic subunit alpha 1. Gene Ontology annotation, molecular function: AMP-activated protein kinase activity; ATP binding. Gene Ontology annotation, cellular component: cytoplasm. Gene Ontology annotation, biological process: intracellular signal transduction; protein phosphorylation. The record is from RefSeq and is a predicted model, not a curated record. Lineage: Eukaryota; Metazoa; Chordata; Mammalia; Proboscidea; Elephantidae. The transcript has 10 exons. Bases 23 to 1747 code for a protein of 574 amino acids.
CCUCCGCCCCCUCCCGGGCGCCAUGCGCAGACUCAGUUCCUGGAGAAAGAUGGCGACAGCCGAGAAGCAGAAACACGACGGGCGGGUGAAGAUCGGCCACUACAUCCUGGGGGAUACGCUGGGGGUCGGCACCUUCGGCAAAGUGAAGGUUGGCAAACAUGAAUUGACUGGGCAUAAAGUUGCUGUGAAGAUACUAAAUCGACAGAAGAUUCGAAGCCUUGACGUGGUAGGAAAAAUCCGCAGAGAAAUUCAGAACCUCAAACUUUUCAGGCAUCCUCAUAUAAUUAAACUGUACCAGGUCAUCAGUACACCAUCUGAUAUUUUCAUGGUGAUGGAAUAUGUCUCAGGAGGAGAGCUAUUUGAUUAUAUCUGUAAAAAUGGAAGGAAAUCUGAUGUACCUGGAGUAGUAAGAACAGGCUCCAUGAAGGAGCUGGAUGAAAAAGAAAGUCGACGUCUGUUCCAACAAAUCCUUUCUGGUGUGGAUUAUUGUCACAGGCAUAUGGUGGUCCACCGAGAUUUGAAACCUGAAAAUGUCCUGCUUGAUGCACACAUGAAUGCAAAGAUAGCUGAUUUUGGUCUUUCCAACAUGAUGUCAGAUGGUGAAUUUUUAAGAACAAGUUGUGGCUCACCCAACUAUGCCGCGCCAGAAGUAAUUUCAGGAAGACUGUAUGCAGGUCCAGAGGUAGAUAUAUGGAGCAGUGGGGUUAUUCUCUAUGCUUUAUUAUGUGGAACCCUGCCAUUUGAUGAUGAUCAUGUGCCAACUCUCUUUAAGAAGAUAUGUGAUGGGAUCUUUUAUACCCCUCAGUAUUUAAAUCCUUCUGUGAUUAGCCUUUUGAAACAUAUGCUGCAGGUGGAUCCGAUGAAGAGGGCCACAAUCAAAGAUAUCAGGGAACAUGAAUGGUUUAAACAGGACCUUCCAAAAUAUCUCUUUCCUGAAGAUCCAUCAUAUAGUUCAACCAUGAUUGAUGACGAAGCCUUAAAAGAAGUGUGUGAAAAAUUUGAAUGCUCAGAAGAUGAAGUUCUCAGCUGCCUUUAUAGCAGAAAUCACCAGGACCCUUUGGCAGUUGCUUAUCACCUCAUAAUAGAUAACAGGAGAAUAAUGAAUGAAGCCAAAGAUUUUUACUUGGCAACAAGCCCACCUGAUUCUUUUCUGGAUGAUCACCAUUUUACUAGGCCUCACCCUGAAAGGGUACCAUUUUUGGUUGCUGAAACACCAAGGGCUCGUCAUACCCUCGAUGAAUUAAAUCCACAGAAAUCCAAACACCAAGGUGUAAGGAAAGCAAAAUGGCAUUUGGGAAUUAGAAGUCAAAGUCGACCAAAUGAUAUCAUGGCAGAAGUUUGUAGAGCAAUUAAACAAUUGGAUUAUGAAUGGAAGGUUGUAAAUCCAUAUUAUUUGCGUGUCCGAAGGAAGAAUCCGGUGACAAGUACAUACUCUAAAAUGAGUCUACAGUUAUAUCAAGUGGAUAGUAGAACUUACUUACUGGAUUUCCGUAGUAUUGAUGAUGAAAUUACUGAAGCCAAAUCAGGGACUGCCACGCCACAGAGAUCGGGAUCAGUGAGCAACUAUCGAUCUUGCCAAAGGAACGAUUCAGAUGCUGAGGCUCAGGGAAAAUCCUCCGAAGUUUCUCUUACCUCAUCUGUAACCUCACUUGACUCUUCUCCUGUUGACUUAACUCCAAGACCUGGAAGUCACACAAUAGAAUUUUUUGAGAUGUGUGCAAAUCUAAUUAAAAUUCUUGCACAGUAAAUCUAAAAACUUUGCUUAUUUCUUUUAUAGCAAUAAGCAUACAUAAAUCAUAGCCAAAUGCUUCCAUUUUUAAUCAAGUUAUAAUUAUAACUGAGAAUUGGCCUUUUGGAAUGCAAUUUGCACAGGGAUUGGAACUUGAUUAAUAGUUAAAAGCUUAAGUGCAAAAAUGAAUUAAGAUCAUUUGUUCAUUAUUCUGUAGAUGUCUAGUAUGAUAUAUACAAUGAAUUAUAGGUCUCUCAGGCUCACUUGAUUUUUGGCAAUUUUAUAUUUAGUGUACACAGGGCUUCGUAGAAUAUUAAUUUACCAUAAAGGCCUUCAUACUAUUACGUGUUGAUGUGUUACUCAUUUGCUUCAUAGAUUAAUUCAAUAAAUAUCUGCCUAGAAUCCCCAUAAACCUUGAUAGGUGAGUUUAUUUUCUGGGCUCCCAAAAGCAAGUAUCUUUUAACUGUCUGGAUAAUUUCUUUGAUAUCUCCCUGUUAAUAUUCAAUAGUAUCUGGUAAGUUGUAUCAAAGCUAUUAAACACAAUUAAAAAUUUUUAUUUAUCAAGUCCAGAACACACAGAACUUACAUAUUCAGAUAUUCUAGGCAGUAAGUUUAAUCUUUUAAUAUGUCCCACUAUAUUCUGUACAUAAAUUGCUCUUUUUGCCACAUGAGCUAAUAGCAUAUGCUGUAAAUAAGUCAUGGGUUUUUCACAAAUUGCUUAUCAUGUCAGUCAGUAUUGAAUGUAUGCAAGAAUUUCUAGUUCUCUGAUCAUGUGUCUUUUAAAUUGACUCAAUGCACAAAAGGAACAUCUCUUACAAACUGUUUAAAUGCUCAGAUAUGACUUUUUCCCCCAAAAUUUUAUCUUAUUUUUAAAAACAGAAAAAUUGAAAGACCAAUAGAGUGAUCACAUGUGUACUUAACACUUGGAUUCAACAUGUGUUAACAUUUUGCCAUAUUUGCUUUUAUAUCUAUAUAGAUAUGUAUAUAUGUGUGUGUAUGUAUAUACUUUUUUUUCCCUGGACCAUUUGGAUGUUGCAGACAUACUUGUCAGCCCUAAAUACUUCAAAAAAAAAAUCAAGCGUCUAUAAAUAAGGACAUUCUCCUAUAAGAUCAUAAUACCAUAUAAAACUAAUAAUUCUCUAUUAUCAGCUAGUGAAAAAAAAAAAAAAAAACAUUGCCGUUGAGUGGAUUCUGCCUCAUAGUGACCCUAUGAGACAGAGUACAACUGCCCCAUAAAGUUUCUAGGGUUGUAAAUCUUCAUGGAAGCUGACUGCCACAUUUUCUCCUGCGUAUCACCUAAUAGGCAAUCCAUAUUCAGAUUUCCCCAGCUGUCCUCCAGAGUCCUUUUAUAGGUGGUUAUUUUGAACCAGGAUCUAAUUGAGGUUUACAUAUUGCAUUUGGUUAUGUCUCUUUAGUCAGAUAUGUCAUUAUUAUUACUACUAUUAUUUUUUCUGAUAAAAUAUGGAUCAGUUCUUCUAAAUGGUCACAUUUUCUGGUCUUGUUUUGGGUUUUAGUUCAUUUUUUUAAAAAAAAUUAUAUCAUGAGAACUGCCUAAAGAAGUUUAACCUUCCUUAAGUUCCGAUAUAUAUCUUCUUUUUCUCAUUCUUAGUAAUAUCAUUACAUAAUAGGUAUAAAUGAAGAAUUAAGGGCACCUCAGCUAAAACUGGUAUUGUGUAUGCUAAUAAAAAAUCUAUUAUUGACAUUUGCUUUACACCAUUAAAAUUUUGGUAAAAAUUUUUUUCAGUAAUAAUCUUCCAUUGUCACACAUUUUUCCUGGUUUCACAAUAUUUAUACCUUAGGGUUGUUCUUGGCAGAUCUAGUGAGCACCUAUGUAAGCAGAUGUCAACAUUCCCAACUGCCACGAUAGCUUACAGAAAUGGUCAUUGGAGUGGUAAACCUGGCUUUAGCAGCCCUAGAAACAUGCACUGAAUUCCAAAGAAAAAUCUUGCUUUUUUUGACCAGGGUUUGUUCUGUAAGAAUUUGGAAGCUUUACAAAUAGCAGAUGAUCCCUUUAAAUGAGUUCAAAAUCGUAAUUAUAACUAAUAUGUGGCCCUCUGUUUUGGGGAUAUUGAUUUCACUUAGACAUUAUGUUCCUAAUAUUAAGAACUGAAGACUGUAUUUUUCAAGUUGCAAAUUUGUAUAUAGAACUAAGAUGUUGGUCAUAAUGUCUCUAUGACCUGUUGUGGGGGGGGAGGGGGUGCAAUAAAGAGGACCUCCUAAAAAUUGUUAAUUUUGUAAACUUUGCUUCUUUUAUAAGUUAUUGUGAUUCUUUUAGUUACUGAGCUUUAUUUUGAAGAUGUUUCAAUAUUGCACUUGUACAAAUAGUAUAACAAAUACACAGACUAUUGCAGUAAAUUGUUUUUAAAGCUGGGAUAUUUGAAAUGACAACUUUUAGUUAAGUAUGUCAAGGUUGCAUCAGAAUUUUCACAAAUUUAUUGUAGUUUGCAAAUUCGUAGUAAAACUGAAGGUGUAAGGGGAGUCAAUGCAAAUGAUUUUUAAUCUUUUUUUAAUAUCUUUUCAGCAAUUUCUAUUUUUUGUGAUUUUAUGCAACCAUAUUUUUACUUUGUCUUGACAACUGAAAGAUGUAUAAGGUUUCUGCAAGAAAUGUACUGUAUUCAUAGUUUUAAAUAGAACAGAUUUUAUUGAUAUGUAAAAAUUUUGCCAUUAGAGUAAAUGAUUUCUCACUGAGGAAUUUUUCUACCAGGUUGGGGGAAUAUGGGAGCUUAAUAUAUCUAAUUUAAAAUAAUUUCACUGAAAUAAACUCCAUUGCUUUUA